UAUCAGAGCAGUGUUGGCGCACUCCGGCGGCUGCCAUAUUGUGAUUCAGCUGACAGCUGACGAAACCAGUUUUAAUCUAAAUAUCUACAAGAAAUUCCAAGCAACAGGUCGGCCUCAUCGGGUACCUGUUAAGCAUUCCUCCACACGGAUAUCUUACUGACAGUGAUUGAAGCUCGUUCUCCAAGUGACCAAGAUCAGUGAUGGACGUGCUAGUGAUCGGCUGUGGAGCUUCAGGAGUGGCAGCUCUAAGGAAGCUGCAUGAUGCUGGGUUGAAGGUCCUGGGCCUCGAAGCUGACGACAGGAUCGGUGGCAGGAUCAAGAGCAUCCCAUAUGGCGACUGCUAUCUUGACGUGGGCGCUGCUUGGUGCCAUGGCGAGAAGGAGAACAUAGUGUUCGAGAUGGCAAAUCCUCUGGGUCUACUGGGAAGACCGAAGCCAGACCACAAGUGGUAUGUCCAGUCCAACGGAGAGCUUCUGUCUGCUGAUAAUUGUGAAAAUAUCCUGAAGGCAUUAGAUGAUGAGGUAGCGGCAGCUAAAAAGGAUGGUGCGACAUCUAUUGCGGAUUGUGUAAGAACUGCAGCAAAAAGAAAUCCUGCUUUGAAGAGAGACUCAAAAUUGACCCAAAGUUUCGUUGAAUGGUUUGAGAAGAACAACCACUUAGGGGGUCAGAGAGAACCCUGCACUGCCAAGUCACUGCGGGGUCUGGUAGAGAACUGGGGUUGUGAAGGAGAGUUCAUGCUUAACUGGAAAGGAAAGGGGUAUAAAACAAUAUUCGAUAUCUUAUUGAAUAAAUAUCCCGACCCAUCGAAAGAGAUCCCGAUUCAAAUCCAUUUCAAGAAAGAGGUAGAAACAAUAAAAUGGAGGUCGACGCAAGGAACGGAGGCGGGAAGUCCACUCGUGCAGGUGAAGUGUACAGAUGGAAGCUUGUAUACGGCAAGGAGUGUGAUUGUGACCGUGUCCUUGGGAGUGUUGAAAGAGAGACACCACCACCUAUUCAACCCACGACUUCCCGAGGAAAAGAUCAACACAAUAAACAGUCUUCAGCUGUGCGUUCUCGAUAAAAUCUACAUCGAGUUCACCAAAGCGUGGUGGCCUGAAUUCCCCGGAUGUUUCACCAUCCUGUGGCGCGAAGAAGACAAGGGCAAGUUUUCUGGUGCUGAUGAAUGGAUCACAGAGAUAUCAGGCUUUAACACGGUGGAGUACCAUCCCAACUUGCUGCUAGCUUGGAUCUAUGGAACGGCUGCCGAGAAAAUGGAGAAACUCAGCGUGGAUGAAGUGAAAGCUGGUUUGCAUAAGCUCCUUGAAAUGUUUAAGAAGCAGUUCAAAGUCACCCCCAUCAAAUGUAUCACAAGAACACAAUGGGCAUCCAACCCGCUUGCAAGAGGAUCGUAUUCAUACCGCAGUGUUGCCACUGAACAAAAUGGCGCCAGCGCAACAAUUCUUGGCAAGCCAUUAUACCACGGAAAUAAUUUCCCGGUAGUUUGUUUCGCCGGGGAAGCCUCGUCCCACCACAGACACGCGUCCGUUCACGGAGCAGUUGAAGCCGGAUUUAGGGAAGCGGCACGAUUGAUCGAUACUUUUAACAAUAAAACUUAUUUAUAAUUAAUUAUCAACCCGCGCUACAAUCGAAUAUGCUUGGCUUUUUAUUUAACUUGAAUAAUAAUUGUACGAAUUACUCUACGAACAAUAUUUGCCCUCCUUACUUAAGUAUAAUUUUCUUUCCUAACUAACUUCGUAUCGAUGAAAUAUCUAUCUGAUUUGUAAUUAGGUAUUACUUUACUAAAUUUGUAUUUAGCAAGCCAAUGAUUUUUUAAAUCAUUAUAUAUUUCAAUGUAAUUGGUGUUUAGUUUAAAAAUUGAUGUCAUGUAACAACCGUUCUUAAAUAAAGUACUUACUACUACUACUUGGAUAUUUAAAUUUAGAUUUCUUUAUUAUAGUUUAUUGUACAAUGUGUUGAGACGAGACAUCUCUCCCAAGGGUGCUAUAUGGAACUGUCAGGACACAAAUGUUUAAACAAUCAUAUUAUAUAGUUAUAUAUACAUAACUAUUAUGUUUAUCAUUAUAUUUUAUAAAUGUGGUAAAGGUGUUAUUUUAUUGCAAAUAAAAACAUAUUAUUUUUGAA
Messenger RNA from Leptidea sinapis, 2121 nucleotides. RefSeq names its product spermine oxidase-like. Lineage: Eukaryota; Metazoa; Arthropoda; Insecta; Lepidoptera; Pieridae. The coding region runs from base 201 to 1601 and encodes 466 amino acids. The record is from RefSeq and is a predicted model, not a curated record. Gene Ontology annotation, molecular function: polyamine oxidase activity. The transcript is spliced from 8 exons.